Messenger RNA from Octopus sinensis (East Asian common octopus), 895 nucleotides. Its product is annotated as receptor-interacting serine/threonine-protein kinase 4-like. Gene Ontology annotation, cellular component: cytoplasm; nucleus. The annotation marks the transcript as partial. The transcript is spliced from 5 exons. The record is from RefSeq and is a predicted model, not a curated record. NCBI's taxonomy places the organism in Eukaryota, Metazoa, Mollusca, Cephalopoda, Octopoda, Octopodidae. Gene Ontology annotation, molecular function: protein binding.
AAUGAGGGAGAUAGAGAGAGAAAGAAGGAGAGAAAGAGGAAAGAAAACGAGAAGGAGAGUGAGAGACAAAGAGAGAAAAGAGAGAGAGAGAGAGAGAAAAUGGAAUUUCUCUAUUUCACAUGUCCUCACUUUCUUCAUUACAGAUUAAUAAACCUCUUGAUGGAUUGGGACGAACUCCUUUAAUGUCGGCCUGUGGAAGGGGCGCCGAUAGAAGAAUCAUCGACAUUUUGAUAAAAGCUGGUGCGGAGUUAGGAGCGAAAGACGUCGGGGGUUGGACAGCUUUGCAUUUGGCUGUGUUGGGGCGUCGACUGCAAGCUGUGGAGCUAUUACUCUCUCGGGGCAGCAAUGUCAAUGAGAAGGCCAUGUUCGGCAAUACUCCUCUCCAUUUGGCUGCAAGUUCAUCUCCGGAAUGGACAGAUGGUAUGAAAGCUAUAAUGAAACAGAGCGCUGUUGAGGUGAAUCCUCAAAAUAUAGAUGGUCGCACACCGCUGCACUUCGCCUGUUGGUGGGGAUCCUUGCACACUGUCGAUCUUUUGUUGGGUCACAAUGGCAUUGAAGCCAAUGUGGUUGCCAACAAUGGAGACACACCACUGCAUGUGGCAGUUCGGAGGCAAAGAUAUGAUACAGUGUCAAAGAUGCUGAUCCAGGAUUCGGUGAAUUUAGAAAUUGUGAACAAAGAAUAUAGGACACCAUUGCUUGAAGCUGUUUCGGACGGUCACCUCGGAAUAAUGCAGCGGCUGAUAGCCAGGGGCGCGAAUGUAAAUGUUGUCGAACAUGGAGGAAAUAAUUGCCUGCAUCUGGCGUUAAAAAGAGAAAACAACUUUCAUUCUGAGGUGGAGCACAUGACCAUGUUAGAUCAGGUAAGUUUUCACAUUGUUUGUGACUAUGUGUGUGU